Adineta steineri is the source of this 1488-nucleotide messenger RNA. The record is from the annotation of a GenBank genome assembly. NCBI's taxonomy places the organism in Eukaryota, Metazoa, Rotifera, Eurotatoria, Adinetida, Adinetidae.
AUGGCAACUUCGAAUAAAAAAAGCUCAGUAUCUCAUGAUGUUAGUACAGAUUCAGAUGAUUCAGAUUGUGCAAAAGAUUGUUCAGAUUCAAAUAAUAAUGAAACUCCAUCAUCAUCAUCGUCAUCGAAACAUCGAGGAAAUAAACGAAUCAAUAAUAAAAUGAAACCAUGUCUUGUAAAUAAAACAUCAACUAGUGAUGAAGAACUACAAUCUAAUGAAUCAAAUCCUAUAAUAUCAAAUACAGGACGUUCAAAUGAACAACCUACACAUGGGAUUCUUAAAGUUCCUAGUGGUUCAACAAGUCCUGAAUUACAAAUACCAAAUCCUCCAAUAAAACUUAUAAAAAUAAAAAAUAAAUCGAAAUCUGUAUCUCCUAUUCCAAUAAAUAAUCAUAAUAAUAGUUCAUCUGUUAUCAUUGGUGCUUCAACUCAUCAACAUCAUCGUAAUCGUUCAUCAAAUCAAAAUAAAAUCUCAAUAAAUAAAAAACUUCAAGAACAAACAAUCGUUUCAGGAUCCACAACAAAUAAUCCUGAUCGUGUUACACUUGUUGUUGAUGAAACAAGAUUUGUUAUUGAUCCACAAUUAUUUCGUGCACAUCCAAAUACUAUGCUUGGUAGAAUGUUUAGUACAUCAUGGGAAACAUCACUUAUAGCUAAUGAACGUGGAGAAUAUGAACUAGCUAAUGGAAUAUCAUCAACGAUAUUUCGAGCUUUAUUAGAUUUUUAUAGUAUUGGAAUAAUACGUUGUCCACCAUCUGUUAGUAUACAAGAUUUACGUGAAGCAUGUGAUUAUUUUCUUAUACCAUUUGAUCAAUUAACAAUUCAAUGUCAAGAUUUAUGUGGAUUACUACAUGAAUUAUCAAAUGAUGGUGCAAAAAAACAAUUUGAAAUGUUUCUUGAAAAUGAUAUUUAUCCUGUGCUUGUUGAAUCUGCUCAACGUGGUGAUCGUGAAUGUCAAAUAGUGAUUUUAUGUGAUGAUGAUCUUAUCGAAUGGGAUGAUGAUUAUCCACCGCAACUUGGACAGGAAGAAGAUAAAGCUCAAAUUAUCCGUUCAACUGCAAUGUAUCGAUUUUUUAAAUAUAUUGAAAAUCGUGAAGUCGCUAAAUUGGUGCUAAAAGAUCGUGGUUUAAAAAAGAUUCGAAUGGGUAUUGAAGGUUAUCCAACACAUAAAGAAAAAGUUCGUUGUCGUCCACGUGCAAGACCAGAAGCUAUAUAUAGUUAUAUUCAACGACCAUUUCUUCGUAUGUCAUGGGAAAAAGAAGAAGCUAAAUCACGUCAUGUUGAUUUUCAAUGUGUACGUAGUCGAUCAGUAAAUAGUUUAAUUGAUGCAAAUGAUGAUCAAAGUUCUGGCAAUGCAGUACUUCUUCAAUUUCUUGAAUCGACACAAAAUCAAAUUAUCCCACCACCACCGUCACCAAGAGAACUAUUUCCAGCAUUAGGACCAUUUUCUUCAUCAGGACUUCAGGGUGAUACAUCAUUUACAGACUAA